Molecule: messenger RNA, 745 nt
Organism: Pezoporus flaviventris
Lineage: Eukaryota; Metazoa; Chordata; Aves; Psittaciformes; Psittacidae
Gene: SPC25
Product: SPC25 component of NDC80 kinetochore complex
Exons: 7
Coding region: 36-725 (229 amino acids)
Biological process (GO): chromosome segregation
Cellular component (GO): Ndc80 complex
Source: RefSeq, a predicted model, not a curated record
GCUGCUGUCAGCCGGUCGGACAGAGAAGGCGCACGAUGGCCAACGUAAAGGGAGAAGAUGAAAUAGCUUUCUUCGAAAGAGAAAUAGAAGAGUUUUGCACUGAAUUACAAAGCAUUGUGAGUGACCAAAUCAUUCAGAGUCGAGCACUAAGAGAUUCAUGCAGGGAGUUCGUAAAAGCACUUUCAGAGAAAUGGUCCAAGAAGCUGAAAGAAAUGGACCUGAUGAUUGAUAAAAUUCAGGAAUAUAGCAAUGAGAUGCUCCAGUUGAGUGAAAGCAUAUCGGAAAAUGAAGGGCACUUGACAGAAAUAAAAUCUAUGCUUAAUCAAGAAAAGCAGCAAAACAAGGACUUGACUGACAGUGUCCAAGAGCUUAAGGAACAGAUGAAGAAGGAAACUUCUAAUUCCAAAAGCAUUGAAGAGAGAAAAGAACAACUAUGCAAGUUGAAAGCAUUCUAUGAAGAGAGGCUUGGACUGGAGAUACGCAGAACGCACAAUGAACAAUUACAGUUUAUAUUCAGACAUAUUGACCAUAAAGAUCCUGACAAACCAUAUGUGUGCACCUUUUCCAUAAAUGAACAAGGAGAUUAUGAAGUGACUUCCUGUAAUCCUCCUCUGGACUGUAUUGCAGAGCUCCAGCUCAAAGUGAGAGAAACUAACAAUUUUUCUGUAAUGGUUGCCAACAUCAGAAAAGCUUUUGUUGCUUUAUCUUGUAAACAGUCUACAUAAAACAAGCACAUACCUCUCUA